AUGGAUGAGAUAGAGGUUGAGAACAAGAUAAGGAGUAAAGUAAGUGGAACAAGGGCAAUUUUUGAGGAUGAGAAGGCAGAAUUGUAUCAGUUAUUGGGUAAAAUCAAAGAUGUGUUUCCUGAAAAACCAGGGAAGGUGACUAAUGUUAAGUAUUCACUCAAAGUGAAUCUGCAUGAACCCAUUAAGGGGCAUUGGCUUUUAACAUAUAUGAAUACUAAUACAGGAAAACAACUACAAAGUGAUAUUACCUUAAAAAUAAAUGGAAAAUUAGUCUCCAGUGGGAAAGAAACAGCAGAGGAAUUCAAUAACUACUUUACAGAAACAGUAGAAAACCUGGCUAACCAUCUUAAAAAUAGCUGUCCCUUCCAACUAGAACCAAACUUAUGCUCUGAGACUCAAUUUUUAAGGCCUACAUCUGAAAUUGAAAUAGAAAAGACACUUCAUAGCAAAAUUUUUAAAAAAAAAUCAUCUGUUGGACAAGAUCAAAUUCCGUGCUUCCUCCUUCAUAAUUGCAGUAACUUUAUCAGUAAACCCGUAGCCCACAUAAUAAACUUCUCAUUCCUGAAUGGUGCAUUUCCUGGUAUGCUCAAAAUUGCAAAAAUUAUACCCGUCCACAAAAAAGGAAGCAAAGAGGAUCCCACUAAUUAUCGACCCAAUGCACUGCUUUCAACUUUUAGUAAAGUAUUUGAAUAUAUAAUGGCCACCAGAAUCAUGUCCUUUCUAGACAAAGAAAAUAUCCUGUCACCUGCUCAGUUUGGCUCCCAAAGUAAGAAAGCUACAACUGAUGCAAUACAAGAAUUUCUAGAUCAUGCACUGGAGCUUGUGGACAAAAAACUCCCAGCCAUAGGUAUCUUCCUAGAUCUAACAAAGGCCUUCGACAUGGUUAAUCAUAGUAUACUUUUGCAAAAGAUGCAUUCCUAUGGAAUAAGAGGAAAUGCCUAUGACUGGUUUAAAAGCUAUCUGGAAGAUCGACAGAGUAUGUUGAAUUAA
Molecule: messenger RNA, 990 nt
Organism: Schistocerca serialis cubense
Lineage: Eukaryota; Metazoa; Arthropoda; Insecta; Orthoptera; Acrididae
Exons: 2
Coding region: 1-990 (329 amino acids)
Source: RefSeq, a predicted model, not a curated record